CAGCAGAAGAAGAAGAAGAAGAAGAAGAAGAAGAAGGGCCUUCUCCAUGGCGGCUUCCAUGGUUCCAAUCAAAGCCCAAUGCUUCACCACCUCCAUGAACAACAACCUUCGCCUCUUUCUCUCCCCUUCCCCCCUCCAAUCCUUGCCUCCUUGCUCUCUCUCUCUGCCCCUUUUCUCCAACAAGAUUAGAAAUCCUAGAUGCGAGUUUGAUGUCAAGGGAAAUGGCGCUCUCUCUGGUGAUACUGACCCUCACCUUAUUGACCGGCAAAAAGCAUUAGAAGCUGCCAUGAAUGACAUUAAUAACUCUUUUGGGAAGGGAAGUGUUACUCGACUUGGCAGCGCUGGUGGUGCCUUAGUUGAGACUUUUCCAAGUGGUUGUUUGACACUGGACUUUGCUCUUGGUGGUGGUCUGCCCAAAGGAAGGAUUGUGGAGAUAUAUGGCCCAGAGAGUAGUGGAAAGACAACCUUGGCGCUACAUGCUAUAGCAGAAGUACAGAAGCUGGGCGGCAAUGCAAUGCUUGUUGAUGCAGAACAUGCUUUUGAUCCAGCAUACUCCCGGGCUUUGGGUGUGGAUGUGGAAAAUCUGAUUGUCUGCCAACCUGAUAAUGGGGAAAUGGCGUUAGAAGUUGCCGAUCGUAUGUGCAGAUCAGGAGCAAUUGAUCUCAUUUGUGUGGAUUCUGUCUCGGCUCUCACACCAAGAGCUGAAAUCGAAGGUGAAAUAGGGAUGCAACAAAUUGGUCUGCAAGCACGGCUAAUGAGUCAAGCAUUGCGGAAAAUGUCAGGAAAUGCAUCAAAAGCUGGUUGUACUCUUAUAUUCUUGAAUCAGAUUAGAUACAAGAUUGGAGUCUUUUAUGGGAAUCCUGAAGUCACCAGUGGUGGUAUCGCUUUGAAGUUCUUUGCAUCAGUCCGUCUUGAGAUACGUCCUAUUGGAAAAAUUAAAUCUGUGAAAGGUGAUGAAGAUAUUGGAGUAAAGGUUCGUGUAAGAGUGCAGAAAAGUAAAGUGUCAAGACCAUACAAACAAGCUGAAUUCGAGAUCAUUUUUGGAGAGGGAGUGAGCACACUGGGAUGCAUCUUGGAUUGUGCUGAGAUGCUGGAUAUUGUUGCCAAAAAGGGGUCAUGGUACAGCUACAAUGAUCAUAGGUUGGGACAAGGCAGAGAUAAGGCACUUCAAUUUCUGAGAGAAAAUCCUCUUAUUUGCAAUGAAGUAGAAAAGGCUGUUCGAUCGAUGAUGCUUGCCGGAGUGAAUCAUGUGAGCAGUGUAACUCUUGGUCAUUCGCCCACCAUCGAAGAAGACGAUCAAAUUUUGUAUGAGAGAUGACCAUACAUUUAGUUUAAUUUUUGCUCGUCCUCGCCAUGUUUUACAGCUGAAUUUCAUGAAACAAGUGUGACAAUUCAAACUAUGACUUUGUACAUUUGAUUUUCACCACUAAUAUUUAAUAUAUCAAUCAGCAAAUUACUAAAAACUCCUUGUAUAUUU
This is a messenger RNA of Dioscorea cayenensis subsp. rotundata (Guinea yam), 1477 nucleotides long. Its product is annotated as DNA repair protein recA homolog 1, chloroplastic. The transcript is spliced from 13 exons. The record is from RefSeq and is a predicted model, not a curated record. Gene Ontology annotation, molecular function: single-stranded DNA binding; ATP-dependent DNA damage sensor activity; ATP hydrolysis activity. Gene Ontology annotation, biological process: DNA repair. The coding region runs from base 47 to 1318 and encodes 423 amino acids. NCBI's taxonomy places the organism in Eukaryota, Viridiplantae, Streptophyta, Magnoliopsida, Dioscoreales, Dioscoreaceae.